Chiloscyllium plagiosum (whitespotted bambooshark) is the source of this 1422-nucleotide messenger RNA. It is a transcript of the gene otop2, whose product is annotated as otopetrin 2. Gene Ontology annotation, biological process: proton transmembrane transport. NCBI's taxonomy places the organism in Eukaryota, Metazoa, Chordata, Chondrichthyes, Orectolobiformes, Hemiscylliidae. The record is from RefSeq and is a predicted model, not a curated record. Gene Ontology annotation, cellular component: membrane. Gene Ontology annotation, molecular function: proton channel activity.
AUGAGUGACAGGUAUCACAAGGCUGCUCGGGAUGGUUACCUGGAUCUGCUGAAAGAGGCGACCAAGAAGGAGCUGAACUCCCCCGAUGAGGAUGGCAUGACUCCUACCCUCUGGGCGGUUUACCAUGGCAACCUGGAGGCGGUCAGGCUGAUCGUCAGCAGAGGUCUGGCGAUGGCUGGAUUUGAACUCUCGCACUUGGGCAGCCUUGCCCUCAGUUGCCUGGGGCCCGAAGCUCUGGGAUUCUCCUCCACCCCCACACCACCCGGACCCUGGACCCUUGUCUUUGUUCCAGACAUUCUGGAACUGGUGAUCAUUCCACAACCAUCUCCUUCUGUGGCCCAGGGUGUUGUGGAUGAGGGAUGUCUCUGCUCCACCAAUAUCUGCCUCAUCUUCCAGACUGGUUAUUACUACUUAUACCCUUUCAACAUUGAGUACAGUCUGUUCGCCUCCACCAUGCUUGGUGUGAUGUGGAAGAACGUGGGCAGGUCGAUCGGGGAACAGGAGCAUCUGGCCCAUCACCAACUCCAUUUCCAUGGCCUCUUGCUCGGCCCAAGCCUUGGGACUGCUGAGAUCCUGAUUGGUCUGGCAAUCUUCAUUCUCUACGAGGUGGAAGUGACGGAUGAAGGAGGAGAGAGCUGGGCUCUGACUGCUUACUACCUCUUUAACAUUGUGGCUCUUGCUCUGACCACCAUCGUUGCCUUGGUGGGCUGCUGCGUGCACCGAUUUGACCGAAGGGGCAGUAACAGUGACAAGAGCCCAGCCAGGCAUCUGGACUUGGCACUCUUGCUUUGGGCAGCGUUGGGCCAGUUUCUGAUCUCCUACUUCAGCCUGGUGGCGAUUGUAUCUAUCCAACCCUUCGGGCUGCUGAGUGCCCUGAACCUGCUCUUCUCUGUCCUCACCAUCUCCCAACACAUUCUGCAGAACGCCUUCAUCACUGAAGGUUUAAGUAGGAAACCAUUUGCAGAGGGGAGUCACCCUGAUGUCAGGAAUUCUAACAGUGAGGGUCUUGCCAUUGUGAAUAGUACCCAUUGUCUCGCUAGGGAUGCCAUGGAAUUUUGCAUCCAGAAUCCCCUUUCCCAAACUAGCUCCAACCCAACCGGAAUCACUGUUCAUCAAGAAACUGGUUCAAGCCACCUGGAGAGUACAUCCCAAACUCAGGAAGAUCAGCUCUCUGUCCCUGCCAACAGGCUCAGCUCCAAACGACGGAUCCUGAAGGAGGUGUCUGCAUUUUUACUCUUGUCCAAUGUCAUUUUCUGGAUCAUGCCGGCUUUUGGGGCUCGACCGCAUUUUGCUAACGGUCUUGAAGAAAGUUUUUACGGCUUCCAAAUCUGGGCAACUGUAGUCAAUAUUGGCCUUCCUUUGGGAAUAUUCUACAGGAUGCACUCAACUGCCUGUCUACUCGAGGUCUACCUCAUAUCCUAA